Messenger RNA from Funneliformis caledonium, 383 nucleotides. The record is from the annotation of a GenBank genome assembly. Lineage: Eukaryota; Fungi; Glomeromycota; Glomeromycetes; Glomerales; Glomeraceae.
GACGAUUAGGUUCUACCAUUCUUGUUAGUACCAAUAUCUUUUUAGAAUUAAUUUUAAAUCAACCAUGUGUCACUUGUCAUGAUAUAAAUUUUUCAAACUACAAAACUAAGAUCAGAACUAUUGGAUUGGAAAUUUGCAUUACUAAGAAAUGUAUGCUAUGUUCUGAUGAGUCAGAAUAUUGUAAUGAAAGGUCAGGAGAUGAUUUCUCUAAAUGCCUAGCAGAUGCUGGUUUAGUUGGAGGCGUUAAUAGAGAAGAAUUGCGAUCUAUGUUAGCAUUAUUAGGAAUUACAAGACAAAAUAGACAUCAGCAAUAUUUUGAUAAACAAGAAGAAUUUUUCUCAAAUUUAUAUCAAGUAACAAACAUUAGUACUGAAGAUGCUUUG